GAUGACGACAUCAGGCUGGCGGCGGCUGGGCUGCUGCAGCGGUAGCGGCUCCGGCUCGGAAACAGGAAGGGCUUCCGGAGCUGCCGGCCUGACCGCUGAGAGCUGCUGUCAUGGCGGCCGCUCUUUGGGGCUGGUUCUCCGUCCUUUUGCUACUGCUACUAGGGGAUGUUCAGAGCUCGGAAGUGGCUGGAGCUGUUACCGAGGGAUCAGGAGGAAGUGGGGUCGGCGUAGGAGAUCGCUUCAAGAUUGAGGGGCGUGCAGUUGUCCCAGGGGUGAAGCCUCAGGACUGGAUCUCUGCGGCCCGAGUGCUCGUAGAUGGAGAAGAGCACGUCGGCUUCCUUAAGACAGAUGGGAGUUUUGUGGUUCAUGAUAUACCUUCUGGAUCUUACGUAGUGGAAGUUAUAUCUCCAGCUUACAGGUUUGAUCCUGUCCGAGUGGAUAUCACUUCAAAAGGAAAAAUGAGAGCAAGAUAUGUGAAUUACAUCAAAACAUCAGAAGUGGUCAGAUUGCCCUAUCCUCUCCAGAUGAAAUCUUCAGGUCCACCUUCUUAUUUUAUUAAGAGGGAGUCAUGGGGCUGGACAGACUUUCUAAUGAACCCAAUGGUUAUGAUGAUGGUUCUUCCAUUAUUGAUAUUUGUGCUUCUGCCCAAAGUGGUCAACACAAGUGAUCCCGACAUGAGACGGGAGAUGGAACAGUCAAUGAAUAUGCUGAAUUCCAACCAUGAAUUGCCUGAUGUUUCUGAAUUCAUGACAAGACUGUUCUCUUCAAAAUCGUCUGGCAAAUCUAGCAGUGGUAGCAGUAAAACAGGCAAAAGUGGAGCUGGCAAAAGGAGGUAGUCGGGCAGUCCAGAGCUCGUAUUUGCACAGACACAGCAACACUGGGUGACAUCCAACCCUUGAGGGAAAACCGUGUGAAGCAACUACUGUAAACUAGACUCAACCUGAAAGCUGAUCUCUUAGAACUAUUGUAUGUGAUAACUUUGAGCACAUGUUUUGUACUUGGUACACAAGAAAACCCAGCUUUCAUCCUUUAUUUGUAUGAGAUCAAUAUUGAUGUCACUGAAUUAAUUACAGUGUACUAUAGAAAAUGACAUUAAUAAAUUAUAUGAAGUGCUAUACAUUAUGUAUAUUAAAAUAAGUCUUAAUCCAAAGAU
Orycteropus afer afer is the source of this 1153-nucleotide messenger RNA. RefSeq names its product ER membrane protein complex subunit 7 (gene EMC7). Lineage: Eukaryota; Metazoa; Chordata; Mammalia; Tubulidentata; Orycteropodidae. The record is from RefSeq and is a predicted model, not a curated record. Gene Ontology annotation, cellular component: EMC complex. Gene Ontology annotation, molecular function: carbohydrate binding.